AUGAUUUGACGCACGCACCGUACGCAAAAUGUAGCGCGUGUGCGUUAUUUCAUCGAGCUAGCUCGAAUCUGGAACGAAAGCAACGGAUUUUCGAGUAGCAGACUGAGUGAUCGGUGACUUGUCUUGGUAAAUCUGUGUGCCGCUGCUGGCCUUCUCUCCGCUACCAUUCUCCACGCGUUUCCGGUAUUUUCUGCGGUGGGUGUAACUGACUCAUCAUCAUCAACCUCAUUCAUACCCCUGCAUGUGGACGGGUCGCAAACAAGUGAUUUGUGUGCUGUAUUUUUUCCGAGAGUAUUAACGUGUUUCAGGAAUAUACAAAACAAAUUGUGAUUGAAGGAAUAUAAAUCUAGGAUUACCGCAAUGGCCAGUCGGAUGAGGAAGUUAUUUCAUCGGCAGAAUGCUGCCGCUGUGGAAGAACGGCGUAAAAUGCGAAAGGAUCUCUUUGCAUUCAACAAGACCGUUGAGCAUGGCUUCCCCAAUAAGCCAACCGCCCUUGCCUAUGAUCCUAAGCUGAAUAUCUUCGCCAUUGGGACAUCAAAUGGAGUCAUCAAAAUAUAUGGAGCUCCUGGUGUUGAAUUCAUCGGUAUCCAUUCUGGAGAUUUCUCCGUCUCAAAGCUCUUCUUCUUGCCAGCUCAGGGACGCAUCAUCAGUUUACUGGAUGACAACAGUCUCCACUUGUGGGAGAUCAACCAGAAAGAUGGGGGAUCUACCAUGGAUGAAGUCAAGAACUUCAUGAUAGAGGGACGCUUGAAGAAGAUCUCAGUGUGUUGCCUGUCAUCAGACUCCUCCCGUCUCUACCUGGGCACAGAGGGCGGCAACAUCUAUCUCCUGGAUGUGGAGUCCUUUGAGCUGGAAGACCACAUUGUCUACCAAGAUGUCGUCAUGCAGAAGUUAAAUGAUUCUCCAUCUUCCAGUGUACCCGAUGACUUCAAGGUGAACCCCGGAGCAGUGGAGGCCAUCGCCCAACAUCCCAGUGACAAGGAUAGACUCUUGAUCGGCUACAACCGAGGACUGAUGAUCAUCUGGUUCCAGAGUGAGCUGAUGCUUGAAGCUUCGUUCGUUGGUCACCAGAUAGAAUCUCUAUGCUGGCAUCGGGAUGGAACCCACUUCACCAGCUCUCACAAUGACGGUAGCUACCAGGUGUGGAAGGUCUCCGGAGCAUCUUCACCGGCCAAAGAACCUCUGGUGCCAUAUGGACCAUUCCCUUGCAAAGCCAUUCCAAAGAUCCUUUACUUGACAACCAAGAGUGAGCCGUUCACUAUCUUCUCCGGUGGUAUGCCAAGGGCGAGCUACGGUGAUCGUCACGUUGUCACGGUGAUACAGGACAAGACGCAACAUGUCGUCUUUGAUUUCACAUCCAAGGUCAUCGACUUCUUCACAAUGUCAAAUGCCACGGAUGAAGAUGAAUUUGAUGAGCCACACACUCUUGUCGUUCUGGUAGAGGAAGAGAUUGUUUUCAUUGAUCUACAAACAAAGGGAUGGCCCACUUUCCAGCUGCCUUACCUGUCCUCCCUGCAUGCCUCGGCCAUCACAUCAUCCAACUACAUCAGCAACGUUCCUUCUCAACUCUGGGAGAAGAUCCAGGAAGCCGGGGAACACCAACAACAGAACACAGCAUCGCAGAGGGAGUUUCCAGUGUGCGGAGGCAAGAACUUGGUGGAGACCCCUGCUUACCACGAUCUCCUCCUGACCGGUCAUGAGGAUGGGUCCAUCCGCUUCUGGGAUGCCUCCAGCUCAGCUCUCAAGUUCCUCUACCAGGUCAACGUGGCUCAUGUCUUCACCCCUGAAGGGGAGCAGAACAGCUCCCCCGGUGUCGUAGAGGCCGAGGAAGAGUGGCCACCAUUCCGCAAGGUGGGUAACUUUGACCCUUUCAGCGACGACCCUCGUCUUGGUAUCCAGAAGGUGGUGCUGUGCCCUCAGAGCGGUACCUUGGUGUCCGGUGGAACCGCUGGUCAGGUGGUGGUCAUGAAGAUGGGCGAUGAUGAGGAAGAAAAGAAGACCGUUGAGGCUGUUCAAGUCAAGAUUGUAGUCGACGACAAGUUUGUGUGGAAGGGUCACGAAGCCUUGCCUGUCAGAGAAGAACCCUUCAAGCUGCCUCGGGGUUUCCAAGUGGAGCUAGUAGCCCAAGCCCACCCUCCAGCUGCCAUCACAGCUCUGGCCUUCCAAUCAACCUGGGGCAUCGCUGCCUUCGGUACCGGCCAUGGUUUCUCUCUCAUCGACACCACGCUCAAGCGCCUUAUCCAGUCCCACUGCACCCUCAACCCCGACGACCUCUCGGUGACCGGUGAGCACAUGUCGCGGCGGAAGUCGCUGACCAAGUCGCUCAGGGCGUCGCUGCGCCGCGUGAGGCAGAAGAGGGGCACCGCGAAGCCACGGAAGCAGAGGGACAGGCGCUCGAAUGAUACCGGUGGUAAAGUGAUCGAGGGGAGUGACAAUACACCUACAACACCAGAGAAGGAGAGCAGAGGAAGAGGGUUUGAUGACGCUGAUCUGGUACCCAUCGAAAGAAAGAUAGAGGCUCGAUCGGAAGACCCGAAAGUCAGUAUGGUUCGCUAUGUCUACUUCGCUAACACGUUUGUUAGGGAUGCUCACACAGCUACACCGUCACUUUGGGUUGGUACAAAUGCUGGUAUCAUCUAUAUCUACUCGCUUGGUGUUCCAACGGGAGAGAAUAGAGUACAGGGCAAUGUGAUGGCGGAGAUCAGCAAGGAAAUCAAAUUGAAACACGGUGCCCCAAUCAACUCUAUGGUAGUAGUGGACAGUGAUAACAACCCCCUACCAGACCCUAUUGAGGUCCAACAUGAGUGUGCCAAGCCUCCCAACAUGAGUGGACACAAUCUCAUUGUAUGCUCGGAGGAACAGUUCAAGGUCUUUGCUCUACCAAGUCUGAAGCCAAGGUAUAAGACCAAGCUAACAGCAAUGGAUGGAUCCAAAGUACGCAAAGUGGCCUUCAUCAAUUAUCGCAGCAAAAACAAUGAAUCUUAUAAUGAGAACCACAUCAGCUGUUUAACCAACCAAGGUGAGUUGGGUAUCUACAGCAUCCCACAUCUCAAGAGGCAGGAUGUCUACCAGGCGCUGAGGAAGGAGAACGUUACCGGGAUCGCAUCACUUCUAUUCACCCCCAGGGGGGAAGGCAUGUACCUCCUCUCGCCAUCGGAGUUUGAAAGGUUCACCAUGUCAGCCAGGACAGUGACAGAGCCCCUGUGUAUGCUGGAGCUAGCAGAAGGCAUGCGCCCGGUGCCCCCUGAACCCGAGGUGGAGCCUGAGCCAGAGCCAGAACCGGCUGCCGAAGCCACGGAAGACGGGGAGAAAGCAGACGAAGCGGCAGGAGGCGAUGCUGCUGCUGCUGCUGCUGGAGUUGAGGUUGCCAAGGAAGCUAAAGCUGAUGCAGAGGAACAACAACCUGGAGAGGAGGAUGCCAAACAACCCUCAGAUGAACCCCCAGCAGCUAUCCUUCAAAAUGGCCCCAGUGAGGAGGCCACGACGGAGGAGCCCACGGCCGGAGGGGACGCCGAGACGGCCGCAGCCAUAGAGAAAGAAGUAGAGAACCAAACUGCCGACGAACUAGUGAAUGAAGUGGAUGAAUUGCUUGCCAAGACAGGAAUCAACAUCAGCAUCGAGGGCGAGACCGAUGACAACCCGGACAUCACCAUUGACGAGGUCAAGGAAUACGACACUAAACCAAAAGAGGAGAUUGUAAAUGGGACCGCCGUUCCCGAAGAGGAUGUCACGAUUAAAGAGCCCUCGCUUGCUGAAAAUGGAGAAAUUGAGACUAAUGAAGUGAAUGGGGAGCCGCAGCUUGAGAAAUUGCAGAUUGAGGAGUAACGUUGAUUGACCGAAGCAAGCGCCACGAUCGAGAAGGGGUUAUUCCAUGUGCCACACGAUAUAUCUCCAUGGUGAUCACGAAGCAAGGCAGAGCGUGAAAUGUGUGUUAGUCAAGACAUAGCGUGCAAACUUUCAAAGAAACGAUUCAAACCGUUUUGUGGUGUAUUUCUCUAUAUCGCUUCCUCUCUAUUUUUAACAGACAACUUGCAGAUUUUGUUUCAAUGCUCAAUUUUCCAAUGAAAUGAACUUGUAGUCUAGGCAAAUGCUAGGAGUUGACUGUCAAUAAAAAAAAAUUAAAAAUACUUGCUUUUUUCAGAUUGAAUGUGUGGAGAUAUGAAGAACUGCAACUGAGAAUAUACCCCUUUCUGCUCAAAAGUAUUUCAAUAUAAAUGUGAUGAUUUGAUUCUUGAUGGGACCAAUUUUGAUUCUUUAUUUUGGUGUGUAAAUUUCUUUUGAUAACUUAACCAUGCUUAGGCUGCCAGUACAAGUAGGUCAGUACGUAUUUGAAACUAUUCCAGUGCUAUACAUAUAAAGCUACAUGUAUAUGCUUGAAAUCUUGAAAUGGAGUUGGUAAAACUUGAUGUGGAAUGGGGUAUUAAUGAAUUUGCCAGAUUGUUGCAGUUGGUAUCAAAGUGGUUGUAAAAAACUGAUUGACCCUAGUAAUAUCUACAUCAAUGAUGAAAAUGGAUUAUUUCAAACUCAUGGGGAGAGUUUCAUGAAAAGUUUUGUCAGUGGUUUUCAUUGAUAGAUGUUAUAAGCUACUGAAAUCCUUGCCUCUGAUUGGCUUAGAGCAAAUUAAAUGGUUUAGGUCACUGACAAGAUGAUUCACGUGAAAGGACCAAUUUCUCUAUGUUUAUAUGAGGGAGAGAUGCCACAUGGAACUGAUGAUAAUGUGUUUGUGAACCAGUCUGAACAUUGAUUGUAAUUUAGAUAUUAACAAGCGUUAACAGAUCAGCUUAAUUACAUGUCGUCAGCCGUGGGAUGUCUGGUUAAUGCAAAGAUUUUUACAUGUAGUAAAUUGUGGCAUUUUCAAGAACUAAAGAUCAUGACAGAUGCUAUGAUUAACCACGUUAUGAUACGAUGCCGUACAUUCAUAAUUAUCACUCGCAUUCCGCUUUAAUGUCCAUUUAGAAAAUUUAUCUUGCUUUUCAAGCAUAAACACAUCAUGAAAAUGAACAUUAAAUAAAUCAUGUGCAUUCCGAACUGAGUUCACAGGUCAAUUGUAAUCAGACGUGUUCGAGAUGUUUUUUAAGAUUUUACAAAAGUUAAAUACAAACCAACUGUUGUAUCUUAGUUAAUUUUGCAGCUUUUCUGUUAUCUUUCCAUUGGUGUGGUGUAAACUGUAUACAAAUUUAAAUGACUGCCUUUUGACAAGAGACGGAGCCCCAUAUGUUUUUUUUACUUACCGGUAAUUGACAAGAGAUUAAUCAACAUCUUUAAUUAGGGUAAAAAAUAUUCUCUUUGCUCUAAACUAACUUCAACAGAGUGAACAUUUAAUGAUAAACAUUUUCAACAAAUCAUUGAUUUUUAUGUCGAAAGUUUGUGCAAAUAAACGACUGGUAUUUAGAAUUCAAGAUGUAAUAUCAGUAAACAAUUUGAUGGAUUAAAAACAUUUGGAUUUAAGAAAGUAGGAUUCGUUUUAUGAUCAUCAAUGCAAUCCUUUUGUUGCUCAUGAAUGCAAAAUUUACUGUAACGUCGUCAGUACUCGCAUUGUAGUUUGUUGUAUUAUGCGGCAUGUAUGAAACUUCAGUACCUGUGAAAAAGUACUUUAACUUGUAGUACUAGUUUUGUUUGUAACUUGGGGUUAUGUAGAAACCUCUAACAUUGUCCAAAGAAUACUGUAGUAGAAUAAGUGGCAUAGACCAUUCCUAACUUGACAAAUCUUUUUUUUUAAUUCUUUACAAGCAUUGUGAUGUUGAGGUUUUCCGAUUUGUUAAUGUGUGGAUUUGAUGUGAUGAAAAGCAGUGUUAGGUAUUGCUAUGAAAGACGGCAGUCCGUAUUUAGUGAAUAUUGCUAAACUUUGACCAAUGAAAUUAAUGACACAGGUGUUUGUAUAUUGAUGUGUUAUGCCUUAAAAGGAAUGAACGUCUUGUUGUUGUAUAGGUAAUGAGAGGUAAAUUUGAAAUUGGGACUUUGAAUGAAAAUUUCUAGUUUUUUUUUCUGAUCGAACUGCGUCUUCUUUUUUCUACUCCGCCUGUGCCAUUUCUGCAAUGUGCAGUGCAGGCAGAGUAACAUAUCUAUGAAUGUCAUUUGACGUAACAAUUUGCUGGUUUGAUGCAAUUAUGUAUUUGUAGUAAAUGGUAGUAUUUUGAUGGAAAAUGGUGUUUGAUAAAUUGUGAGACCAUGUCGGAAAAUGUUAACAAUUGUACAUCUAGUUGAUUGUGAUCAAAAUUUCUUUCUAUAAAUGAAGUAUCGGCUUUGAUAUUGUGUAAAAUUUCAUAAUUGUGUAAUAUGUGUAUAAAACAAAGGUUGUACUAUUUUUUCCUCUUCCUGUUUUGUGACUGUUGUUUUUGCUAUGCUUUGUUAUGUCGGUCGAAUACUCAGUGAUUGUUUGUAUGUGGUGAUGUAAUGCAUUAUGACGCCAGAUAAGAGUAAGAAUUUAAAAUCGGCUUCUUGUUUUGUUGGCUGUUUCUGCCAAUGACAGGUCUGACAGACUACUUGCUAUGAGUGCAUAUUUUCUUCUAAAGGAGUGUGCAUUAUUGCUUCUUUGGUAUUUAAAGUGCAUCUCUGCUUAAAAAUGAUAAACUUUUUUUUAGAACUCUAGAUGUAUUCAUUUCCACAUAUCAUGUGGGUAUAUUGUACAUUGUUUAUUGCUUUUGCAUCCCAUGUAAUGGUUAAAUGUGAAAAAUAUGCUAUCAAAUUAUAAUUAUGUAUCUUAUGAUUUGUGUUGUUGGAAAUCAGUUUUAUGCUGCUUGUAAUAUUUUCUUUUAUUUUAUUCCUGCUGUAUUUUGAGUAUAGUGAUGUAAGUAGUACAAGCGGUCUUGUCAUUUUAUCUUUUCAUGGGGAAUAAAAAUGAAUUGCAGACCAGUUGCCAACAAGGAUACUUAAACUUUGUAAUUCAUUUAUUGGUUUCUUGACAAAUGUGCUAGAUAUUUUUUGCAAAUUUAUUCAAAAAAAAAGUAGUCAUGACAUUCCUUCUAUCUUUGUAUUUUCUCCUUUUUUUGAAAAAUAUUUGUUCGUUUGUAAAAUUGUGCCAGAAUAAUAAACAUUGUGUGAAUGUA
This is a messenger RNA of Lytechinus variegatus (green sea urchin), 7046 nucleotides long. RefSeq names its product LLGL scribble cell polarity complex component 2-like. Gene Ontology annotation, molecular function: myosin II binding; GTPase activator activity; syntaxin binding. The transcript is spliced from 26 exons. NCBI's taxonomy places the organism in Eukaryota, Metazoa, Echinodermata, Echinoidea, Temnopleuroida, Toxopneustidae. Gene Ontology annotation, biological process: regulation of establishment or maintenance of cell polarity; regulation of protein secretion; regulation of Notch signaling pathway. Bases 361 to 3825 code for a protein of 1154 amino acids. The record is from RefSeq and is a predicted model, not a curated record. Gene Ontology annotation, cellular component: plasma membrane; cytoplasm; cortical actin cytoskeleton.